AUGCAGCUCUUCAUACGCGCCCAGGAACUCCACACCCUUGAGGUGACCAGCCAAGAAACGGUCUCCCAGAUCAAAGGUCAUGUGACCUCACUGGAAGGCCCUGCCCUGGAGGAUCAAGUCCUGCUUCUGGCUGGCUCACCACUGGAGGAUGAGGCCACCCUAGUCCAGUGUGGCAUGGAAGCUCUGACUACUUUGGAAGCAGCUGGCCACAUGCUGGAAGGUAAAGUUCAUGGUUUCCUGGCCCGUGCUGGGAAAGUAAGAGGUCAAACUCCCAAGGUGGCCAAACAGGAGAAGAAGAGGGCCUGCUCCAGCAAUGGUUGGGCUGGCUCUGGUGCAUGUCAGUGGCUUAACCCUGCAUCUGUGGAUGUUGCUGGCUUGAGCCUGGUCUUGUGGAAGUGCCUGGCUUGGGCCAAUCCUGCGAGGUCGCUGGCCUGA
Messenger RNA from Arvicola amphibius (Eurasian water vole), 435 nucleotides. RefSeq names its product ubiquitin-like protein FUBI. Gene Ontology annotation, molecular function: structural constituent of ribosome; protein binding. Lineage: Eukaryota; Metazoa; Chordata; Mammalia; Rodentia; Cricetidae. Gene Ontology annotation, biological process: translation. The transcript has 2 exons. Gene Ontology annotation, cellular component: cytosolic small ribosomal subunit; ribosome. Bases 1 to 435 code for a protein of 144 amino acids. The record is from RefSeq and is a predicted model, not a curated record.